Messenger RNA from Sporisorium graminicola, 1590 nucleotides. RefSeq lists its product as uncharacterized. Bases 1 to 1590 code for a protein of 529 amino acids. Gene Ontology annotation, cellular component: U5 snRNP. The transcript has a single exon. Gene Ontology annotation, molecular function: protein binding. NCBI's taxonomy places the organism in Eukaryota, Fungi, Basidiomycota, Ustilaginomycetes, Ustilaginales, Ustilaginaceae. The record is from RefSeq and is a predicted model, not a curated record.
AUGUCGCUAUCAGACAAGCGCAAGGCUUCAUCAGCGGCGGCAGGACCAUCAUCCUUUUCCGCAGCAUCCUCGUCCAAACGCGUACGCAUCGAUGAGCCUUCAGGGCGACAACGUAAGCGUGAGGACACCGACUUCUUCGACGGUGACCCCGAGAUUGAGGAGGAGGACCGUCGUCGCAUACGCAAAGACCAGAAGAGCGGUCGCAUCGAUGAUCGAGGCGAGGACCUUUCGGAUAGCGACGAGUCCGAUGGCAAUGGCGCCGACCUGUUCAACGGCGAUGGAGACGAUUCCGAUGCAGAAGCGGAUGCUGGAUCACAUCGCAGAAGAGCAGAGAAGAAGAGAAGAGGCGAUGCUGCAGGUGCAGCAGGCGACGACGUCGACGAGGACAUGUUUGACGUAGCAGACGAAGAUGAUAAGAAACCAAGCUCAGGUCAAGCAGGGACAAAGGGCGCGGCACGCGACAAGUAUCCCAAUCUUGGCGAGUUGGAAGAAGGCCAAGACUUUGGCUCCAAAAAUCGCUCGACGCUGGAUGCAGCAGAUGACGACGCAGAGCUCUUGAGAGGUGGCGUUCGAGAUGAUGACGAUGAUCUUGAUCCGGAUCUCGAGCUCGAAGACGACGAGGACCAGGAGGACCAGGAGGACGACGAUCAAGGUCCCGUCGAUCUCAACGCCCUUGCAGAACGUUCACCGCCCACGUCUCCCGGCGGCACCCCUCUCUCCACGGUGCCUGGCAAAUCCAAAAAGAAACACAGCAAAGCCAAGGCGCCCAAGGUGACAGGCUUCAACAUGAAGGCGGAGAUGCGCACAGGCAAGUUCGACGCCGACGGAAACUACCACGAAAACCAACGCGAUCCACACGCACAGCACGACGCAUGGCUUGCCGGCAACUAUUCCAAGUCCAAGAUCCUCGAAGCGCGCAAAGCUCAGCAGAAACGAGACCAGGAAGCGCGCGAAAAGGAGAAAGCAGCACAGCAAGCCGACGGAGAUGAAGACGAAGUGAAGAUGCGACUAGUCGAAUACAUGCAGCGAGCAGAGACGGUUCAGAGGACACUGCAGAGGUUGGGCAAAAUAUCCGCAGAAAAGCGAAAGGAACUCAAGGCCAAGACUAUCACAGAGGAGCAGGCGAAGCAAGCAGCAGCGGACGUCGAAGCAGUCACCCAUCUCUCCUCGGUGCUCAUGUCCCGCUUUGGUCGGUUGGACAUCUACGAUCACACCUACGAGCAGCUGCUGCACGACGUUCACAAGUCCGGUCUGGUCCGGCAGACGUUUGAUCCAGCCGCCAAGUUUGAUCCCCCGACCGCACCCGCUCCCACCACCUCGACGACGAAUGGAGAGGCUGCAGCAACGGCGGAAGCAGCAGGCGAAUGGGAGUACCGCUGGACACCCUCCUAUCUCGCCGCAGCCGCAAGAGAAGCAGGCACUCCUGUCGACCCCGAGGUUCAAAUCUUUGGGCCUUUCAGCCUCACCGACUUGAAAAGCUGGGCUGAGCAGGGCUACUUCGGCGACGCUGGAGAGCGCAUUUUGCUCCGAUCUAGAGGCUCGACGGACGCGUGGUCGACGUAUAACGAUGCUGUGUCGAGCACACAGUAA